CACGGCCGUGCGAUGGAGGGGUCACGAGGGGUCACACUGACGGAACGGAAGCAACAACAGUUAGAUGCAGCUUCCACGGGCAUCCAGGCGGGUCCCCCCCUCCCUUCCGGAUUAAUAAGAUAAUGUCCACCUAUCCUACCUAGUCGAUAUAAUGGGGCAAGAAGCUCCAAGCUCAAGCUGCCUGAUGAGUAUUUAGAGAGAGGCAGGCCUUAGUCUCCAUUUCCAUUGCCAUUGCCACUUCUGUGAAGCUGUCCAGAGUCUGUGACGACAACCUUCAACAUCCACCAUCCCCAUUGAUGACCUCUCGUCUCGCACAAUUAGGCAAACAGAUAAUCAACAUGGCUGCCAAGACCAAGACCGACAUCCACCUGUACACCACCGGUACCCCCAACGGUAUCAAGGUGUCCAUCCUCCUAGAGGAACUCGGCCUUGACUACCAGGUCACCGCCAUUGACAUUUCCAAAAACACCCAGAAGGAGCCGUGGUUCCUUGAGAUCAACCCCAAUGGACGUAUUCCGGCCUUGACGGAUACCUUCGAGGAUGGCCAGCCCAUCCGUCUCUUCGAGUCCGGCAGCAUUCUGCAGUACUUGGUCGACCGCUACGACAAGGACCACAAGGUUUCUUACCCCUACGGCUCUCGCGAGUACUGGGAGGUGAACAAUUGGCUGCACUGGCAGAUGGGUGGCCUGGGCCCCAUGCAGGGACAAGCCAACCACUUCAAGCGCUACGCCCCGGAGAAGAUCCAGUACGGCAUCGACCGCUACGUCAACGAGACGCGCCGCCUAUACCGCACGAUGGACACCCAGAUCAAGGCCAACCCCCACGGCUACCUCGUCGGCGACCGUGUGACCAUCGCCGACAUUGCCUGCUGGGGCUGGGUCGCGGCCAGCAAGUGGGCGGGCGUCGACCUGGAAGAGUUCCCCGCGCUCAAGGCCUGGCUGUGGAAGCUCGCCGAGCGACCUGGCUUCGAACAGGGUCGUCACAUUCCCACUCGCCAUACCGCGCUUGACCAUUACAGCAUGAGUGAUGAAGAGCUGGAUGCGAAGGCUAAGGCUGCAUCCGCGUGGAUCCUCAAGGGCAUGCAGGAGGAUGCGGCGAAGAAAUGAGAGGCCACACUGGGUAGCUCAGUAUCAGAGACAAAGGUCCAUCGCGAGAUUAAUAAACAAAGUUAAAGCAUUGAAAUUCGGGCUUGAUUGUAAUCUAAUGAGUUUAUCUGGCAUCUUGCCGCGCCCAUUGUGUUGAGAUAAUGGCAAGGAACAGGUUGGCAGAAACAUGUCAGAUUUGAAUCGCGCAGUUGGGGUAAGGGGUCAUGAGUGCAGAGGGCAAUUCCACUUACAACUUCAAAUAAGAAGGUCCAGGUCGGUUAGCUCAGUUGGUUAGAGCGUGGUACUAAU
This is a messenger RNA of Colletotrichum navitas, 1394 nucleotides long. RefSeq names its product glutathione S-transferase domain-containing protein. Bases 297 to 1106 code for a protein of 269 amino acids. The transcript has 5 exons. NCBI's taxonomy places the organism in Eukaryota, Fungi, Ascomycota, Sordariomycetes, Glomerellales, Glomerellaceae. The record is from RefSeq and is a predicted model, not a curated record.